This is a messenger RNA of Ipomoea nil (Japanese morning glory), 612 nucleotides long. RefSeq lists its product as uncharacterized. The record is from RefSeq and is a predicted model, not a curated record. The coding region runs from base 1 to 612 and encodes 203 amino acids. The transcript has a single exon. Lineage: Eukaryota; Viridiplantae; Streptophyta; Magnoliopsida; Solanales; Convolvulaceae.
AUGCCGACAUAUGCAAUGAUGGUUUCCUUAUUACCCCUUGGGCUAUGCCGUGAAUUUCAGAAUAUAAUGAACCAGUAUUGGUGGAUCGGUAGAGUUGGGGAUGGCCGUGGAAUUAAAUGGCGCUCGUGGGAAGGUUUGUGUAAACCAAAAGCUGUUGGUGGGUUGGGUUUUUAUCGCUUACAUGAGAUGAAUAAAGCCCUUCUCGGGAAACAAGCCUGGAGGCUGAUAACUAGACCUGCUAGCCUGGUUGCACGAGUGUACAAGUCUCGGUAUUACCCUAAUUGUGGUUUUUUCGAUGUAAGAGUAGGGAGUAAUCCGUCCUAUAUCUGGAGGGGUAUGAUGGAGGUGAAGAGUUGUCUGAAUGAGGGUAGCAGACGGGUGAUAGGCGAUGGAAGGGAGACUUUGAUAGAUCCGGAUCCUUGGCUACCUAUUGAUGAGAACCCCUAUGUGGAGUCUGAGUUGCAUCAGUCGGUAUAUGAUGCCCCGGUGUCCUCUCUCAUGAACAUGCAAGGUAAUGGUUGGGAUGUGGGUUACGUGAGGGAUAUUUUUGGUGCUCGCGAUGCUAACUUGAUUUUAAAUAUUUCUCUCAAUAUUAGGAAGCCCCGAGAUUAG